UUCGUUGUGACCUGUGGCGUCCCGCUGUUCCUUCUGGAGACGACCAUAGGUCAAUACACUCAGGAAGGAGGCAUCACCUGCUGGAGGAAGCUUUGCCCACUGGCAGAAGGUAUUGGCUAUGGCGGGCAGCUGAUUCUCCUCUACAGCUGCAUGACCUACAUCAUUAUUCUAUCAUGGGCUUUACUGUUCCUGGUGUUCUCCUUUAGCCCCCAGCUCCCCUGGGCCAGCUGCAACAACUAUUGGAACACAGAUAACUGCGUAGAUUUUUCAGCACAUAAUAAUACUUUUGCAUGGACUAACCAGACAAACGCAACGUCUCCUGCCACCGAGUUCUGGGAACGACGAGUGCUUGCUAUUUCAGGAGGAAUUGAUGAGAUAGGCAGCAUCAGGUUUGAGGUGCUAUUGUGCCUUAUUGUUAUGUGGAUCACUUGUUACUUCUGUAUCUGGAAAGGGGUGAAGUCUACUGGAAAGGUGGUGUACUUUACUGCUACAUUCCCCUAUGCGAUGUUGAUAAUUCUUUUGAUCCGUGGGCUGUCACUCCCAGGGGCUAUGCAAGGUGUCUUAUUUUAUCUGCUGCCAGAACCCUCUCGACUCACAGACCCUCAGGUUUGGAUGGAGGCUGGGGCUCAGAUUUUCUUCUCAUACAGCGUGGGUGUGGGCUCCUUAACUGUCCUGGGGAGUUACAAUGCCUACAAUAACAACUGUUACAAGGACUGCCUGUGGCUGUGUUUACUAAACAGUGGCACCAGUAUUGUGGCAGGGUUUGCAGUGUUCUCUGUGCUGGGAUUCAUGGCUCAGGAGCAGGGUGUUCCAAUAAGUGAAGUGGCUGAGUCAGGUCCAGGCUUGGCAUUUAUUGCAUACCCUCAGGCCGUGGCCAUGAUGCCUCUGCCCCAACUGUGGUCCAUCUGUUUCUUCAUCAUGCUCAUUCUAUUGGGUCUCGACACACAAUUUGUUGCCAUGGAGGUGGUGAUGACAUCCAUCAUAGACAUGUUUCCUGCUGUAAUGCGCAGGACAGGCAGACGAGAGCUUCUCCUCUUAUUCUUCUGCAUCAUAUGCUUCUUCUCUCAGCUUGUCAUGAUUACUGAGGGAGGGAUGUAUGUGUUCCAGUUAUUUGACUACUAUGCUUGUAAUGGAGCCUGCAUCCUCUUCCUCUGUGUGUUUGAAACCCUGGCACUGGGAUGGGUAUUUGGGGCAGAGCGGUUGUACAGCAUCAUAAAGGACAUGACAAAUGUGAAGGCCAACCCAUUCUUCAAAAUUUGCUGGCUUUACCUCACACCCCUGGUCUCACUGGGCUCUUUUAUAUCUUCAUUAGUUUGGUACCAACCUUUGACCUUUAAUCGCUGGUAUGUGUACCCAGACUGGGCGUAUGUGUUGGGUUGGAUAAUGGCCCUCUCCUCUAUUCUGCUUGUGCCAGGAUGGGCUCUCUAUAAACUGGGAACUGGUUCUGGAAACCUAUAUAAGCGUCUCCUUCAUCUGUGUCAACCUACCAGUGACUGCUCACAGAUCAGAAAGUGUGAAACUGAACUUCAGCACAUCAAAGGGGAAGAUCUGUAGGAGUUUGAUGUCAGCUGAAAUGAAACUACUCUAUCCUGAGGUUUUCUAAACUGCUUUUUGCAUCCACCUUGAUUCAGCACUAAGCUGACUCAGCUACUGAUUGUAAUAUCACUUUCUUUCCUUUAAGGUCUACAAAUCAAUGGUUGAGGGCAGCCUUUACCUGUCUCUUUAAUUUAAGUUAUAUCAUGAUGAAGGAUUCUUAUAUUUUAAUGAAACACCACAAAUGUGACAUCACCAACUUGUUGAUAGAGACAGACCAAACCAUAGACUCUUUCCCAAAAAGUUGGGAUGUUGUAUAAAAUGUAAACAAACAGAAUAUGAUGACUUGCAAUA
Notolabrus celidotus (New Zealand spotty) is the source of this 1887-nucleotide messenger RNA. Its product is annotated as sodium- and chloride-dependent GABA transporter 2-like. Gene Ontology annotation, biological process: sodium ion transmembrane transport. The transcript has 13 exons. NCBI's taxonomy places the organism in Eukaryota, Metazoa, Chordata, Actinopteri, Labriformes, Labridae. Gene Ontology annotation, cellular component: membrane. The coding region runs from base 151 to 1554 and encodes 467 amino acids. The record is from RefSeq and is a predicted model, not a curated record.